AUGCUGUUAUCCUUCCUCGCCUUAACCCCCUCGGUCGUUGUGGCCAAACUCCCCGCUGCCAUUGAUCCCUGGUAUCCAGUGCCAGUACCGAAAGAAUCAGACACUCAUGACUUUACACUAAGACACAUUUUCCAUCGAGGCACCUAUCGAGAUCCUAAUCUGCACAAACGCUACGAUUUUAGCCCGCAGGCGCCCGUCCUUCUCACCCAAGACGAUGACCAUGUCCAGACGUCUUCCCUCCAACCGCCGCCACACUUCACCCUGCGUUCUGACUCUGUUGAGAUUGAGCGACUAGUUGACAGGCAAGCGCCGAGCAUUGAGAGAUAUCUCCAACAUGCUCGAUACACAGGCAGUCCGGCUGUGCUUGACGCUUCGCAGUGGACGCUAGACGAGGUGGUGGGUCCCAAUAUCGAGCACAAGCCCACGGUACUCAACCUGGCGAUAAUGGCAGCCAACGCAUAUAACCCAGGCCCUGGCGAAGGAGAUUGGGAAGAUGUCAACCAAGGCUAUAACCGAUCUACACCAUUUGGAUGGGAAGGCGACGGUUUAAGGGGACAUAUAUUUGCCAACGAAGGCAACGAAACAGUCAUCAUUAGUCUCAAGGGGACUUCUCCUGCCGUCUUUGAUGGAGAUGGGACUACCACCAAGGACAAGCUAAACGACAACCUCUUUUUCUCUUGCUGUUGUGCUCAAGGUGGCUCAUACUUCUGGCAUCAAGUCUGCGACUGCCAGACCGGCACGUAUACUUGUAACCGGACAUGUGUAGUCCAAGCCUUGAGACAAGAGAACCGGUAUUAUCGAGCUGCAAUCGACUUGUAUACCAACGUCACGGAAUUAUACCCAGAUUCGAACGUCUGGCUUGCAGGUCACUCCCUUGGUGGCGCAGUAACCAGCCUCCUUGGUCUCACAUUUGGUCUGCCAACCGUAACAUUUGAAGCGCCUGGCGAAGAUCUUGCAGCAAAGCGCCUCGGCCUUCCGGCUCCCCCAUCGUCAAAUCCCAACAGACCACGCACAAAAUAUACCGGGGCCUAUCACUUCGGAAACACAGCGGAUCCAGUCUUUAUGGGAACCUGCAAUGGUGCCACAGCAACGUGCACGUUGGGUGGAUACGCCAUGGAAUCCCAGUGCCAUACUGGCAAACAAUGUGUAUACGAUACUGUGAGCGACUACGGUUGGCGUGUGGGAAUAGGAAACCAUAAGAUCCACAAUGUGAUCGACAAUGUGAUCAAAAUGUACCAGACGGUCCCCACUUGUGAACCUGACGAUGAGUGCGUGGAUUGCUUCAAUUGGAAGUUCUUUGAGAGCAAUGGCUCGGACUCGACGACGACCACCCGGACAACUAGCACAAGCUCAACGACGUACACAAGAACGAGCACCUGCAAAACUCCAGGCUGGUGGGGAUGUCUAGAUGAGACUACAACAGCGACUACGACUACAUCGAUACCGGUGGUUACCACAACCUACACGACCACAAGUUGCGUUACACCAGGCUGGUUUGGGUGCAACGAGAAAGUCAAUGUCACGGUAACAACAACCACGCUCGCGCCAACAACAACCUCGUCCACCGCAUCUGUCCCUGCUUCUGCCACGCACGACCCAUCGUCUACCUGCGAGCACCCAGGUUGGUGGGGAUGUCGUGAUACUACGUCGACUACACAUAAGCCAUCUCCAUCUUCGACAUUAUCGAAUCCGAGUGCCACAAGAACCGCCAAACCACAUAAGAAGCACACAUGCAAGACACCCGGUUAUUUCUGGGGUUGUCAUGAUUCAUCCAAGUCCCACCAUCACCAUGUCACAAGCACUGCCAUUGACGCCUCGACAACAACGGAAGGCACCGUCACACGAGCGCCAACACUCACCACGAGCGUUACUAGUGCUACGGCGACUCAAACCACUACAGCCGAUGAUGGUUCAAGGAAGGGAAGGAAAUGCAGAAGACGGGUGUUUUUUGGACUAAUCUGUCUAGAUGGUUACGAAGAAUACAUACCUGAUUUGUGA
This is a messenger RNA of Fonsecaea pedrosoi CBS 271.37, 1998 nucleotides long. RefSeq lists its product as uncharacterized. Gene Ontology annotation, biological process: piecemeal microautophagy of the nucleus; macroautophagy; neutral lipid catabolic process. Gene Ontology annotation, molecular function: glycerophospholipase activity. Lineage: Eukaryota; Fungi; Ascomycota; Eurotiomycetes; Chaetothyriales; Herpotrichiellaceae. The record is from RefSeq and is a predicted model, not a curated record. Bases 1 to 1998 code for a protein of 665 amino acids. The transcript has a single exon.